Morone saxatilis (striped sea-bass) is the source of this 1102-nucleotide messenger RNA. Its product is annotated as leucine-rich repeat extensin-like protein 3. The transcript is spliced from 3 exons. The record is from RefSeq and is a predicted model, not a curated record. NCBI's taxonomy places the organism in Eukaryota, Metazoa, Chordata, Actinopteri, Moronidae. Bases 9 to 932 code for a protein of 307 amino acids.
UCUCAGAGAUGGUCCCUGUCAGUGACCUUAGUAUCGACUCAGAGGAAGCGCACGGCUUUCUGGCUCACUCCAGACUAAAGCGUAAUGUGGACCCAAGGUGGUACAGGGGAAACCCAGACUUCCAGGCUUACUACCGCUACUACAGCAGCAUCGGACACACUGAGGGGCUCUAUGAGAUAGACAAGCUGCGGAUGCUCUACCAACAGAUGAGGUACCUUGAGCACACCUACGGCCCCGACGCGCCCUAUUUCCAGAGCAAACUGGGAGUGCCAAUGAUCAUGUGUGACCCGGCUACGGACAAGAAGUGCAAAGUCGCUCUUCCUCCUCCGCCUCCAAUGAAAGGGCUCCCAAAGUCCACAGAGCCCCCAGCGACCCCUCCUCCUCUUCCUCCUGCUCCAUCCAUCUCCCAGGCUGAUGUUCUCUAUCUGUGCAACAAGAGGGACCCCCUCUGUAAGCCCCACAUCGUUUACAUGCCCACCGGCUCCGUGCCCGUGCUCUGCGACCCCCGCUACCACCCCCACUGCACCCCCCAGAAAGCUCCAGCCCCAGUCGCAGUGCCCCAACCUCCUCCCCCUCCACCAAAGAAGUCCGCCCCACCCCCACCAGUCCUCAUCAAGAAGUCUCCCCCAGCCCUCAUCCGCACCUUCAAGGGCAUGGAGUACGACUGUGACCCCUACUGGGACCCAGACUGCCUGAUUGACCACCCACCCAGGCCCAUUAAGGGAAAGAUCGUGGCCCCCCCACCACCGCCCCCUCCUGAGGAGGAGGAGAAAGAGGAGCCAGCUCCCCCUGCUCCCAUCGAGAAGAAAGCGCCCCUCUACCCUUACCCUUACUUCUACCCGAUGCCCUACGACCCCAGGGAUGACCUGUACGACCCGGCCCGCUUCCAGUACCCACAGCCCGCUGACGAGCCUGCAGAGGAGAGUCAGUAAAACAUCCAGGAUGUGUUUGAGGAAAGGUGUUUUUACUUUGAAUGAAACAGACUUUGACUGAAAACAUCUAAGUUGAACAAGUUCAUAUGUUUAGAGAUAUUAACGUCUUACAAAUGUACUGUCACUGAAUACAACCUGUAGUCUGAAGCAUUGGAAAGUUGCAGUUAACG